GACUCAAAAAUGUUCAAACAGUUUUAAGUACCCGAGAAGGAAAAGAUUAACAAGUCAAAGAAUUCUGAGAAAGUUGGAGAGCAAGAAUGGAAGUGUUUAGCUUUGAGAGACAGAUUAAGCAUUACAGCAGCUAUCAGAAGAUACUCUUAUUGGGAGAAGGAGACUUCUCUUUUGCCGUUUGCUUAGCCAGAGCUUUUGGCUUGGCUGUCAACAUGGUUGCGACUUCUCUCGACUCCAGAGAGUCUUUGAUGCUGAAUUAUUCAAAAGCUAUGAGCAAUGUGAUGGAAUUAGAGGCCAGGGGAUGCAAAGUAUUGCUUGAGGUGGAUGUCCACAGCAUGAGCCAACAUCCUUUCUUAAUUAGUGAACGCUUUGAUCGCAUAAUAUAUAAUUUUCCCCACGUCGGUUACUUGCACGGUCCCUUUUCUGCUGAAUGCAUCUGGUUCCAAAAUCGGUUUCAUCAGGAUUUGAUCAGGGGAUUCCUCAAGAAUGCAAGCGAAAUGCUUACCGCGAUAGGAGAAAUUCAUGUGACACACAAGACAACAUUUCCUUUCAGUGAAUGGAAAACAGUGGAGUUAGCACAAGAGGUUGGGUUAUAUCUUGUUCAUGAAGAACAUUUCUCACUAUUGGAUUAUCCAGCUUAUGAAAAUAAGAGAGUAGCUUGGAUUUGUGAUCAAACUUUUCCUGUGGGAAUGUGUAUAUCCUUCAAAUUUUCCAAGCAACACAGUUAUACCACUUCCGGUUUCGACCUUGGCAUUACUGCUUCGGGUCCAUGGUCUGGAUAUCCUGGAAUUAAUGGUCCUCAAAUGCAACGUGAUGUUACUUGGAUUAUGCCAAAAUAUACAAGUACUAUUGAAUAUAGCAAGGCUUAUAACAGUUAUCAGAAGAUACUCUUAGUGGGAGAAGGAGACUUCUCCUUUGCAGCUUGCUUAGCUAGAGCAUUCGGCUCUGCUGCCAACAUAGUUGCAACUUCUCUCGACUCCAGAGAGUUUUUAAUGGUGAACUAUUCAAAAGCAAUGAGCAACUUAAAGGAAUUAGAGGACAGGGAAUGCACAAUAUUGCAUUGUGUGGAUGUCAAAACAAUGAACCUUCAUCCUCUCCUUUAUAAUAUGCGGUUUGAUCGCAUAAUCUAUAAUUUUCCUCACUCUGGUUACUCGAAUGGUCCCUCUUCAUCUGAAUCUAGCAUUUUCCAAAUUUUGUCACAUCAGAAUUUGGUACGGGCAUACUUCAAGAGUGCUCGAGAAAUGCUGACUGAAACAGGAGAAGUUCAUGUGACACACAAGACAACAUAUCCGUUCUCUUUUGCCGUUUGCUUAGCCAGAGCUUUUGGCUUGGCUGUCAACAUGGUUGCGACUUCUCUCGACUCCAGAGAGUCUUUGAUGCUGAAUUAUUCAAAAGCUAUGAGCAAUGUGAUGGAAUUAGAGGCCAGGGGAUGCAAAGUAUUGCUUGAGGUGGAUGUCCACAGCAUGAGCCAACAUCCUUUCUUAAUUAGUGAACGCUUUGAUCGCAUAAUAUAUAAUUUUCCCCACGAUUUGAUCAGGGGAUUCCUCAAGAAUGCAAGCGAAAUGCUUACCGCGAUAGGAGAAAUUCAUGUGACACACAAGACAACAUUUCCUUUCAGUGAAUGGAAAACAGUGGAGUUAGCACAAGAGGUUGGGUUAUAUCUUGUUCAUGAAGAACAUUUCUCACUAUUGGAUUAUCCAGCUUAUGAAAAUAAGAGAGUAGCUUGGAUUUGUGAUCAAACUUUUCCUGUGGGAAUGUGUAUAUCCUUCAAAUUUUCCAAGCAACACAGUUAUACCACUUCCGGUUUCGACCUUGGCAUUACUGCUUCGGGUCCAUGGUCUGGAUAUCCUGGAAUUAAUGGUCCUCAAAUGCAACGUGAUGUUACUUGGAUUAUGCCAAAAUAUACAAGUACUAUUGAAUAUAGCAAGGCUUAUAACAGUUAUCAGAAGAUACUCUUAGUGGGAGAAGGAGACUUCUCCUUUGCAGCUUGCUUAGCUAGAGCAUUUGGCUCUGCUGCCAACAUAGUUGCAACUUCUCUCGACUCCAGAGAGUUUUUAAUGGUGAACUAUUCAAAGGCAAUGAGCAACUUAAAGGAAUUAGAGGACAGGGAAUGCACAAUAUUGCAUUGUGUGGAUGUCAAAACAAUGAACCUUCAUCCUCUCCUUUAUAAUAUGCGGUUUGAUCGCAUAAUCUAUAAUUUUCCUCACUCUGGUUACUCGAAUGGUCCCUCUUCGUCUGAAUCUAGCAUUUUCCAAAUUUUGUCACAUCAGAAUUUGGUACGGGCAUACUUCAAGAGUGCUCGAGAAAUGCUGACCGAAACAGGAGAAGUUCAUGUGACACACAAGACAACAUAUCCAUUCAGUGAAUGGAACAUAGUGACGUUAGCGCUAGAGGCUGGGCUAUUUUUGGUCAAUGAAGAGAGUUUCUCAUUAUGGAAUUAUCCAGGUUAUCAGAAUAAGAGAGGGGCUAGGAUAUGUGACCAAACUUUUCCUGUUGGAAAGUCUAGCACCUUCAAAUUUUCCAAGUACCCUCCGUACUGCUUCCAGUUUCCUCCUCAGCGGUUCGAGAGUACUAGUAGUCCAUGGUUGAUGCUCUAGGCCACAUCAUGCUUUGUUUUAGUUUAUUUGAAGUUUGUUGUGAUUUUGAACCCUGUAAUGUUUAAGCAAGUGAAUUUCGUAAGCCGAAUUGUUUUCUGUUUAAUGCAUCAGUAGAGUUGAAACAUUACUGGUUUUCCAGCAAGGCAAAAAUUUAUUAAAUAACACAACAUG
This is a messenger RNA of Prunus avium (sweet cherry), 2768 nucleotides long. The record is from RefSeq and is a predicted model, not a curated record. NCBI's taxonomy places the organism in Eukaryota, Viridiplantae, Streptophyta, Magnoliopsida, Rosales, Rosaceae.